GCAGCAACAGCGGCAACAGCAAUAUUCACUUUGAUCGCAGGCGUGCAGACAGCUAGAGUAGUAGAGUGGUUGUAGCGGAUCAGGGAGAAGCGUGUGUUCCGGGCCUCAUGUGCUCCUUUUGAUGGAAGUGUAUGGGAAUGCGAUAGACAUCAACUGCCUGCAUUUGACUUUCCACCCAUUUUACUGUUGGAGCCGUCGUUAAAUGUAUCAUGAUGUAACCGGGUGGGUCCGUGAUGUACCAAAGCCGGGAAAAAGCAACCUUGUCGAGGUCUAGGUUGAGGCCUACUUAUUAAAUCCCCCUCCUCAUCCAACUCCACCGUGAUGGCUGAUGAUCAACAACCUGGUCAGCACCAGAGCACCGGUUCUGGGAUGGGAUCUUUGCCACCUCUGGUCCCAGGAUUACAAGGGACUGAAGCCAGUGCACUGCAACACAAAAUUAAGAAUUCCAUUUGCAAAUCUGUACAAUCCAAAGUGGACUGCAUUCUGCAAGAUGUGGAGAAGUUUACAGACAUUGAGAAACUCUACCUCUACCUUAAGUUGCCUUGUGGUCCCAGCAAUGGCAAUGAAAAAAGCAGCAGCAGCAGCAGUAGUGCUGAUCAGAGCUCCAUGUCGUCUAGUCGUACCCAGCAGAUGCACGCGUUCAACUGGAUCCGGCACCACCUGGAGGAGCACCCGGAGACCUCGCUGCCCAAGCAGGAGGUCUACGACGAGUACAAGAGUUACUGUGACAAUCUCAGCUACCAUCCCCUGAGUGCUGCUGACUUUGGAAAGAUCAUGAAAAACGUCUUUCCCAACAUGAAAGCUCGCCGACUGGGCAUGCGAGGCAAAUCAAAGUAUUGCUACAGUGGACUGAGGAAGAAGGCUUUCGUUCACAUGCCCUCUCUGCCAAAUCUAGAUUUACACAAGUCGGGUGACGGGUUCGAGGUGCUGGAGUCCUCCUGUCAGCUGGCCACAGCAGAGGAGGAGGUGCGCUCGGCGGCGUGCGGCCUGGUGUGCGAGUGGGCCCAGAAGGUUCUGAGCCGGCAGUUUGACAGCGUGGAGGACCUGGCCCGCUUCCUGCUCGGCAGCCAUUACAUCGGCACCAAGUCUGUGGCUGCGCUCACCGUCAUGACCGGCUCUCCCGCAGGCGUCAAGAUGCCCAUGCAGGCGUCGGCGUUCGUGCCCGCGGCGGACGGCGCCCACGCCUUCCAGCCUCAGGUGAAGACGCUGGGCGCCUCGCCCUCUGUGGACGCCAAGCAGCAGCUGCAGCGCAAGAUCCAGAAGAAGCAGCAGGAGCAGAAGCUGCACUCCCCGCUGCCCACCUCCGCCGCCGAGCUGCACGCCCACGCCCACCACGCACGCAGGGCCGAUUGCGCCACGCCCGGAGCUGGGGGCGGGGGCGGGCACACCAUCGCCUGCGGCAGCCCAGCCCUGCUCUCGCCACAGCCCACCAUCGGCAUUGUGUUGGCCUCCGUGCCCAGCCCCGUCACGGUCCAGCGGAGUGGCCAGCUGAUGACCUCCCCCAGCCCUGUGCCCAUGGUGGGCUGCUCCGAGGGCAAAGUGCUGCCGGUCAACUUCCAGGUGGUGACGCCGGUGCAGCAGGUCAAGCAGUCGCCCAAGACGCCGCAGAACGUGCCGGCCAGCCCUGUAGGGGGCGCCAUGAUGGACCGCUCGGCGCGCCACCGCCAGAUCCUGCCCAAGCCCCACCCUGCCACGCCCACCGGCGCCCUGGCCAUACGCUCGCCCUCCACCCUGCUCAUCACCAACAGCCCUGUCAAGACUGUUAUGCCCACGUCGCCCCACGUCGGCUCUGUCAACGUGGUCAAGAUGACAGCCAUAUCCCUGGGCUCCAGCAGCAGCAUUGGCGGUGGAAACGGUGGCGGCAGUGCUAUCUUCACUGCUGCUCCCACCACCGUGUCCGCAGUGCGCCCCGCCUCCACCGGCCUCCCCGCCCCCAGCCUGUCGGAGGAGCACAGGCCCAGUCCGCAGGUCCGGAGUGGUUCCGCUGUGCCCAUGUUGUCCUCCCCUCCUCCUGGUGCUGCUGCUGCCAGGCCGCUGACAGGGGCCACCGAGCCGUCUGCCUCCAGCGCCGUCGCCCACACCGCCGACUCCAACUCCAACUCCAACUCUAGGACGGAGCCCAAAGCCAUAAUGGAGCCCGGCCGAGCCCCGAGAGGCGCUGCCAGACCCAAACCCAGCGGGGUGACUCAGGAACCAGCCGGGGGGCAGCACAGGGGCGGCGGCAGCAGCAGCAGCAGCAGCAGCAGGGGGCAGCCUGUCAGCGGACCUGUGCCCGUGCCCAGGGCCGCCAGCGUGCCCACCCCCCUCGCCAAGCCCUCUCCGGGAUUAGAUGUGUUCGCCGGAUGUAAUCACGGCAGCGGCAAGGCCCCGUUUAGCGCUGUCAGUGGCAGCGGUGGCAGCAGCAGCAACAGCACUACCACGACGCCUGGCAGCAAUAAUUCUAACAAUAACAAUACCAACGACAGCACUUUGAUACUGAGCGUUGCCAAUCAGAACACCAGCACUAUUGCUCAGUCUUCGGCUAGUGGCACCGGUGGCGGUACGAACGGAAGCCCGACCAAGGAGAGCCCCCAGCCUCUGUCCAGGAGCCCACGCAAGCGCCUGGGCUCCGAGGCCAGCCCCUCCCCUGUGAGGAAAGUCUUCGUGUCCCAGCACUCGUACGGUCUGGCCGAACCCCCCAGGCUGCCAACCUUCGGCGCCGCCUUGAAGAGGGUGGGGCCCAGGCCCGGCGGUCCGACCCGGCCCGAGAGCGCCCCAGCCAGCGCCGCCGCCCGAAUCACCAUCCGGAUGAACUCGGCGACCCCCACGCGCCUCCUGCCUCUCUCCGACUCCCCCUCCAGUUUCCAGGCCAUCGCCAUGGAGCCCCAGUCCCAACAACACAACACCAACACCACGCUGCACGGGAAAUGCGAAGGCGCCACGUCUGUUCGGAUGACUACUCCCACCCCAAACACCAACACCACCACGAGUGCCUCUGCUGGACAGGUCUUGUUGCAGCAGCAGCAGCAGCAGCCUAUGAAUCACCCCCAAGCCAUGGUCACAGACGUCGACAUGCUGGAGGCGUCGGCAGUGAACGAGCUGAAGAACGCCAUGUGGGCAGACGGCCACCUGGGGGCAGUGCAACACCCACACCAACAGCAACAGCAACAGCAACAGCAGCAUCAACAACAUGCUCCCCAACAACAACUCCAGCAGAUGACCGAACACCACCACCACCACAAGCAGAUGUCGGCCCCCACAGCUAUGAUGAGCCACAACAACACCCCCACCACACACACACCCACCACCCCCACCCCCACCCACACCCACACCCCCACCAGCCACAUGCCCACCACCCCAACCGCCCACAUGACCAGUGUUGCCCAGCAACAACAGCAGCAGCAGCAGCAGCAGCUCCAGAACAUGAUGGAAUUCGGCGGUGGGCCUCCGCCCAACGUCAACUUCCCCUUCCCCUUCCACGACGACGACAUGACGCAGGACAGCAUCGUGGAGGAGCUGGUGCAGAUGGAGGAGCAGAUGAAGCAGAGGAGGGCCCUGCAGUCGGCCCUCAGCGCCAGCAACGCCAGCAUCAGCAGCGUCAACACGGGCCGCAGCAGCAGCUGCAUGGAGCUGGGCGGAGUGGGAGUUGGAGGUGGAGGUUGUGGAUCAGCGGGUCUCCAAGGUCAGAUCACUCCCAUCAUGCACGGCGGCUCUGUCAUGACGCCGCACCACCACACGGGGACGCCCCACCACUACUACAGCUCGGCCCACGGCAGCACCACGCCCAUCCAGACCCCAACGCCCACCCCCACCAUGACCCCGACCCCGACCUCAGAGAUGAUGGGCGGAGGAGGCGGAUGCGGAGGCGGGCACCAGGGCUUGACGCGCGAGAGCCCGUGCUCCAGGGUGGCUGCCAGCACGCCCGUGGACAGCGCGCUGGGCAGCAGCCGCCAGACGCCCAUCGGCACGCCGCACUCCAGCUGCAGCAGCAGCAUCCCGCCGCCCAGCCCCGUGGAGUGCCGCAACCCCUUUGCCUUCACGCCCAUCAGCUCCAGCAUCACCGGUUACCACGACGGCAGCAUGGUGUCCAGCAGCCCCGUCAAGCCCAUGCAGAGGCCCAUGGCCACGCACCCGGACAAGGCCAAGCUGGAGUGGAUGAGCAACGGGUACAGCGCCGGCGUCGGAGGAGGCGGAGGGGGGCCGCCGGCGUCCAACCCCGCCCCCACCAGUAUCAGCAUCCUGCCCAGCUACCAGGACUUGGUGGACGACCAGUUCCGGAAGCCCCACGCCUUCGCCAUCCCGGGCCCGUCCUACCAGUCUCAGGCCAGGCACCACGGCAACGAUGGCAGCGCGGGCAACGCCACCACGCAUAUCGGCCGGCUGACGCCCAUUUCACCCGUGCAGCAACAGGUGGGCAAACAGGAGGGUUUCGCCGUGCCCGCUCCACUGGACGGUAAAACCAACGCUACCUCAUCCUCGGGCAGUGCCACCGCCGCCGCUGCGUUCCGAUGCCGCAGCGUGAGCCCCGCAGUCAGCGCCCGGCAGCGCAACCUGAGCGGCAGCACGUCGGGGAUGGUUGGCGUGGCGUCCGUGGGACCCAACGUGCCGCGCUCGGUCGUCUCGCCGUUCAACUCACCCGUGACCCCCGAGGUGCUGAACAUCUUUGCCAACUGCCACGGUGGCAGUGGUGGUGACAUCGGCACGAGCAUGGCCCAGAGGAGCCAAUCGGUGCCCCUGAACGUGAUGAUGCAGACGGAGACUCAGCUGUCUUCGCAGAUGGGCCACCAGCAGACAGGCAUGGGCGUCGGCGUGGGUGUCGGUGGCAAGAACAUCACCAGCGUGCUGCUGAACAAGAUGGACGGCGACGGGGACGAGGCCGUAAGAGGCCUGGGCAUCAACAACAUGCCCUCCAACUACACCGCCCGCAUGAACCUCACCCAUAUCCUGGAGACCAGUGCCACCGGCGCCAACGGCCCUACUGGCACUAGCCCCGCCAGCUUCCACCACGCCAGUGCCAACCACAACCACCACCACAACCACCACCAUCACCAGGGCCUGGUCUCACCGACGGUGCCCGCGUACGAGUUCCAGAAGCCUGGCUAUGUCAUGAAGAACACCAGGGCGCAGGAGCAGGUGGGCUUUGCUGUGGGCGGUGGUGGGGGAGGAGGUGGAGGUGGAGGAGGUGGCCAAGUGCAGGCCAUGGCGAGCCAGCAGCAGCAGCAGCAGCAUCAGCAGCAGGCGUCUAUGCAGGAGCCGCAGCAGCAGCAUCAUCAGAGCCAGAGCCAGACCAUGAUGCUGCAGCAGCAGAACCCUCUGCCAACAUCUCAACAUCAACACCAGCUCCACCACCAACAGCAGCAACAACAACAACAACCACACCAGAUGGAUUUCAGCAGCUCUGUCAAGGAGUUCCUGCGCGAGGACAGCCUCAACCACCAGGCCUCACAGGCGUCACAGAUCCCAGGUCAGGUGUCGUCAGGAGAGCUCGGCGGCGGUGGUGGUGGCGGCGGCGGCGGCGGCACCAUGGGCUCGGACUUCCCUUCCAGUGGUGGCGGCGGCAACAACAACAACAACAUGCGACUCAACAUGGCGUCAGAGCUGUCCGGCAGCAUCAGCGACCUGAACACGCUGGACGCCAACCUGCUGUUCGACCCCAGCCAGCCGCAGGGGCAGUACGAGGACGCCACGCUGGAGGAGCUGAAGAACGACCCGCUCUUCCAGCAGAUAUGCAGCGAGACCGUCAACGCCACCGGGUUCGACUGGCUGGAGAGCAAGGAUCAGACCACUGUAGAAAUGUUAGGGUAAUGGGUUGGAGGGAGAGUGUAAGGCCGACCACGGGAGGUAUGUUGGGAUGAUGGGUUUAACGUCAUGUAUACAUAUAAAUAAUAAUAUACUAUACAUAUUAUACAUUUAUUUGUAAUUAUUUCAAGGGAAAAAAGACUGUUUUUUUUAAUGUUGCUGUUUUGGUAAGUGUUUUUUUUUUGUAAAUUUACACAGAAGAAGGAAAAAAAACGAAAACAAAAUUGUAUAGCACACCUGCUGCAAGUUAUCUGGAAUGCUGACAUUGUGUUUCUUUUUAGACUAAAGUGCCAGGCUGAACAGAAAUUAACACGUUUUUUCAAGUAUGCUGGUUAUCUUUUUUACAAAAAACUCUUAGUGCCACACCGCUAGCUAUCCCACAGCUAGUGCUGUCACAGCCACUUCAGGCUUAGCUGUUACUGCGCUCAAAGAAAGGAGAGGAGUAGGAUGAUGAUAUUGAUGAUGAUGAUGGCGACGAUGAUGUUUCUUGGGGGACAUAUUGUAUUUCGAGGGUAUGUCAUGGAACGGCCAAAUCUCUGCACUACCAUACUUCUCUUUAUUUACGUUUUACGUAUUGUUUACAACACCAAGUGGGUCUUCCACAGUUGUGGAAGUUAACACGACCCAAUCAGGAACAACAAAGCAUCUCUUACUACUGAAUGGUACAUCCAAAUACCCUGUGAAAUAUUGACUAGCACCUCUUGAUGUACUUUGUCCCCGUAGACAUUGAACACGUCGUGGGGUUUCUAGUGGCAUUUUCUUAACUGAGAUUAGCAUUUCACAACAAACUUAAUAUAUACCUGAAGGGUAUGCUAAGAAGCUGGUUCAGGAGUAA
This is a messenger RNA of Engraulis encrasicolus (European anchovy), 6613 nucleotides long. RefSeq names its product regulatory factor X7a (gene rfx7a). Gene Ontology annotation, molecular function: DNA-binding transcription factor activity, RNA polymerase II-specific; RNA polymerase II cis-regulatory region sequence-specific DNA binding. Gene Ontology annotation, biological process: regulation of transcription by RNA polymerase II. Bases 322 to 5784 code for a protein of 1820 amino acids. The record is from RefSeq and is a predicted model, not a curated record. The transcript is spliced from 11 exons. NCBI's taxonomy places the organism in Eukaryota, Metazoa, Chordata, Actinopteri, Clupeiformes, Engraulidae.